Clupea harengus (Atlantic herring) is the source of this 459-nucleotide messenger RNA. Its product is annotated as heat shock protein beta-7. Gene Ontology annotation, cellular component: cytoplasm; nucleus. NCBI's taxonomy places the organism in Eukaryota, Metazoa, Chordata, Actinopteri, Clupeiformes, Clupeidae. The record is from RefSeq and is a predicted model, not a curated record.
CAGGAAGAAGGUGUGUGGACGAGGCAGAGGCUGUUCGUUUGAUCUGACAAAUGUAAAGUGGAAGAGUAGCCCCACAAAGAUCUGACACUGACCUACAUUGGUGCCAGUGAUCAUAAUGGACAGGCCAAGUAUUUUCAAGUGGAUUAUUAAAAAAUAAAUAUGAUGGCCAGCGAGGAUUCACAAGGAGACUUCAACUGGGGUAAAAUCCAGACAGUCGGAAACAUGUACCUGUUGACAGUGGAUGCCAGUGAGUUUUCACCUGUGGAGAUCAUAGUCACCUCUUCAAAUAACCUCAUUGAGGUCAAAGCUGAGAAGGUCAGGGAAGAUGGCACGGUCAUAAACAAUUUCACCCACAAGUUCCAGCUGCCGUUAGAUGUGGAUCCCAUGUCUAUAACGUCAACACUGGCAGAUAAUGGUGCCCUGACUGUCAAAGCUCGCAGGCACCCAACUGACAGCUAA